This is a messenger RNA of Zophobas morio, 1072 nucleotides long. RefSeq names its product G patch domain-containing protein 11-like. The transcript is spliced from 3 exons. The coding region runs from base 294 to 1064 and encodes 256 amino acids. Gene Ontology annotation, cellular component: kinetochore. Lineage: Eukaryota; Metazoa; Arthropoda; Insecta; Coleoptera; Tenebrionidae. The record is from RefSeq and is a predicted model, not a curated record. Gene Ontology annotation, molecular function: nucleic acid binding.
AACAGUAACAAACUGUCAGUACCAGUUCAGUACUGUCAGGUCACCUGUCGGGUAUUCCAUCUGACAUUUUAAGUAACUCAACAUAACUAAAGUCCCUGGUAAUCUAGGACCUUUAAACAUAACCAAACAUAACUGACAUCUUGUAACGUAACCUAAAAACAGUAGUGGAAAUAACCCUAAGAUUGUUACGCACUUCAAAGCAAAGCCAAGUGAAACCCAUACAUAGCCCACAUUAUCAAAUUGAUCGUAUUAAUGUAUUUAGUCGUUUUCUGAAGUCAGGUCAAAUAUCUGGAAUGUCUGAUUCUGAAGAUGAUUACAUGUCCGACAAGCUUCUACAAACCUGCCAAGAAGAUGUUCGUCCCGGAUUAGUCUUUAAUCGUACAACAAAGCGAAAACAUGAAUUAGAAAAAAAGAAAAAAGAACUACAAGCUAAAAAACCUAAAAACAGCAGAGAACGAGAAGAAGAACUUCGACAGAAUGCUUUAAACACGGCUAUUUCAGAUGACAAUAAGGGAUUUAAAUUAUUAACAAAAAUGGGUUUCAAGCCUGGUGAAGGUUUAGGAAAAGCGAAAACUGGCAUUACAGAACCCAUAAAAAUUGAAGUAAGAAACAGUAAGUCAGGCAUAGGAAUGGAAAACCACUUCAAAGAAAAAAUUAAAAAGAAAGUAGAAUUGAAAACUCAAGAUCUAGCAAAGACGUUAGAUGAAUUUCAAAAAAGUAAUAAAAUGAAACAAAUGCAGCGAUAUUUAUACAAGGAUUUUGUGACAGCACAGAGAGCAUGUGAAGAUCUGGAUACACGAAAGGAAAUCAAUGAACCAGUACAAGAAUUCUUUUGGACACGAGAAACAAUAAAAAAGAAGAAAGGAAUUGAAGAUGAAGAGGAGGAAGAAGAGUUCAAUGAAGAAUUUAAUUCCUAUUGUUCAGAUGAAAACUUAUUUCAGGUUAUUAACUAUCUUAGAGAAACGCACUUAUAUUGCAUGUUCUGCGCAUUCGUUGCUACAGAUGAAGAUGAUUUAAAAAUGAAUUGUCCAGGACCAUCUCGAAGUGAUCAUGAUGAUGGUUAAAAAAUAGU